AGCGCGGGAAGAUGGCGGUUUCAUGAGCCCGUAUCAACGCCAGUGGGAGCAAUUUGCAAGAAACCUUCCCGUUGGGCUAUAUCAUAACUCUUGUGUCGAAGCAUAAUAAUAUUACCGUUGUUGUUGACUUAAGACGAUAGCUUGUUACAGUCAAACCCGUGGAUAGUACCCUAUCGCCCUCUAUAGACUUAACACAGGUUUCCAUUCCUCGUGCCUGGCUAUAUACAAACAGUGUGGUUCGAAUAUGCGAUUCAGCUCUCAAGACUCGCGUGCAAACACUUUAGAAUCUAGUGUUACUAUCUUGUUUACGCCAUUUAGAGAACGAUAACUAGGCUAUAAAACUCAAAAAUUUAAAUCGUACGCUGCCUAUAUAUACACCAGAUAAUAAUAUCUGUGUUUACAAAGCUUCGAUGUAGCCUUCCGGAAAAUAUGUCGGUAUCAGGCAUUGCGUUUUUUUUUAUCUAAGGAGAGAUGAUAUUCAGCUGUUCAUUUUGCCAGCAAACGCGGAAAUCCUGAUUAGAAGGAAAGUAAUAAAAGGCGGCCCGAGUCGACGCCAGAACUUACCACAACCAGACUUCUGAGAGAUCCAUCCCUUGAAACGCUACGUUGUUCAGUAUCGCAAUCGCCAUGAAGAUCGUCGUUUUCCUUGCAUGCCUCUCGGUGGCAUUUGCGGCCCACCUAAAGGGCGGACCUACCUGGGCUCGCAACCUGAUCGUUGGGGGCGUAGAGGCACCUAGGGGGAGUCGCCCAUACCAAGUGGCUCUCUUCAGUAAAGCCUCUGGCGGAUUUAACAGUCAGUACUGCGGUGGCACCCUCGUCAGCGACCGAUGGGUGGUGUCAGCGGCCCACUGUUCAGGAGGCGCAGUGUAUGUUGGGCUGGGAUACCACAACUUGAACGACAAUGGCAAACAGAUCAUCAAGGGCAGUUGGAUCGCACACUCCAGCUACAACUCUAACACUCUGGACAACGACAUAGCGCUGAUUAAACUGAAUUCAGCAGCGAGCUUGUCUAGCACAGUGGCAACCAUCAGCAUUGCAUCGUCAGGCUCCGACCCGUCAUCCGGUACUAGUCUGUUGGUCAGCGGCUGGGGUUCCACGUCAUCCGGUGGUGCCUACCCUUACGAACUCAGACAGGUCGUGGUAAAGGCAGUCAGCCGUAGCACAUGCAACAGCGACUACGGUGGCGGUAUCACUAACAACAUGAUCUGUGCUGCGGCAUCUGGGAAAGACUCUUGCCAGGGUGACAGUGGUGGCCCAAUUGUCAGCGGCUUCAGCGAGAACUCACACGUGAGCGGCACAAAACUUGAAGGCAUCGUCAGCUGGGGCUACGGAUGCGCCGAUCCCAAGUACCCCGGUGUUUACACCCAUGUGUCCAACUACUGCUCCUGGAUCAGCAGCAAGACGUCAGGUGCUGUCAGCUGCUGUUUAUCUGCAGAGGAUAAAAAGCCUGCCGUUUCUGCCCAUCUGUUCACUUUGCACUGCAAGAAUCUUCCUUCUCGACGACGAGCUAGCUGCGUCAUCAUGAAGCUUCUCAUCUUCUUGGCCUGUGUAUCGCUGGCCUGUGCAUUUUCACCGGGUCGCCUACUCCGCGGGCCUCGCAAUCUGAUCGUUGGUGGCGUGGAGUCGCCCGUCGGCAGUCGCCCAUACCAAGUGGCUCUCUUCGAUGGUCCUGCCUCAGCGAAUAAUCAGUUCUGCGGUGGGACCCUCGUCCACCCACAGUGGGUCGUCACGGCAGCUCACUGCGCAGGCGCUGGUAAGGUGAACGUGGGGCUUGGUUUCCACGACCUGAACGAAAAUGGCAACCAAGUCAUCGCAGGCUCCUGGAUCGUUCAUCCGAAUUUCAACUACAACACUCUGAACAAAGAUAUUGCCCUGAUUAAACUGGACGCCGCUGCCACCCUGUCGGACUCCGUGCAGACCAUCAAGCUUGCCAGCUCCGGAUCAGAUGUUGCUGCAUCAACCGCGCUGUUGGUCAGCGGAUGGGGAUCCAUAUCAUCUGGUGGAAGCUACCCGGAUAAAUUGCGUCAGGUGGUCGUCAGUGCAGUCAGCCGCAAAGAUUGCAAAGACAAAUAUGGCAGUGAGGCGUCCAUCACCCGCGUCAUGAUCUGUGCCGCAGCAUCUGGGAAAGACUCUUGCCAGGGUGACAGCGGCGGCCCCAUCGUCAGCAACUUUGACGAAGGCCAGCACAUCGAUGGUGUGGUUCUAGAGGGCAUCGUCAGCUGGGGCUUCGGGUGCGCAGACCCCAGCUACCCCGGCGUCUACACCCGGGUGGCCAAGUUCUGUGAUUGGAUUGCCACUGAAACGAGCAAUGUCGUCACCUGCUAGGUAGCUGCUGAUUGGUCAACUUCCGCACGCUAGAUAUGUAUCAUUAAACGGAACGAUCCUCUAUGACAUCGAUUUGUGGAAUUCUCGAAUAACACGGCCAUGCGACACAUGUACUUUGAUGUAAUUUAUUUACAAUUUUUAUAAUUUUUGGAAAUUUUAUUUUGAUUUCAAGAAUACAUUUCCAAGGUGACAAACUUAAUUUCUUGGAUGAGUUCCCUUGAACAAAUAAACUUUUGGUGUUGACAUACAUUAAAGAUGUGUUCGAGGGAAAAUACAAUUAACACUAUAUAUCACUAAUAAUACUUGAUAAACUGGUGCCACAAUUCUGAAUGAAUGAUGAACCAACUACAUUUCACUGUGUUGGAUUAAAAUAAACCAAAAUCCAGCUGA
Messenger RNA from Patiria miniata (bat star), 2715 nucleotides. Its product is annotated as transmembrane protease serine 9-like. The record is from RefSeq and is a predicted model, not a curated record. Lineage: Eukaryota; Metazoa; Echinodermata; Asteroidea; Valvatida; Asterinidae. Gene Ontology annotation, molecular function: serine-type endopeptidase activity. Gene Ontology annotation, biological process: proteolysis. Bases 628 to 2325 code for a protein of 565 amino acids. The transcript is spliced from 10 exons.